UCUUGUUUGUCAAGUGUCAAGGGACGCAAGGGUUUGGUUGAACGAACAAGUGAACAAGAGGCAACACGUGAUGCAUCAUAAUAAGAAACACCACUACUGGUACCCAAUAAACUAUGGAUGACACUGAGAAAACGACGAGCGCGAUGGACUACUCGAGCCCAGUGGAGGAGAGGCCCGAGGGUGUGUCGAAGAAAGCGUGGAAGAGACUAAAAAAAGCAAACAUGAGAGAAAUAGCCAAGAAAACCAAGGUGGAAGUCGCAGCCAGAGAAGGAGAGUCAAGCACGAUGAAUACCACAGAAACACGAGAAGAGACCAGAGAACCUGCCGUUGAGAUGCUGCGUCCAGGGUUGGUUGUGGUCAGACGCAUCAGCUCUCGCGCUAGCGAAGAAGCAAUCGUGGCCAAGUUCUUGGAGAUCGGCAACCACCCCACGGAUGGAUUCUAUGAAACAGAUGCCGAUGGCAACCGCAAAUUGAACUCCACGCUGACGCGAGGACGCAUCUACCGAGAGCUUGCCUUUUAUGGAGACGAAGCAACGGACUGGAUACUGGAGCACUGCGCCAAGGCUGUGCGAUUGGCCCGAGCGGCUGACCCAGCCAUGCCUGCCAUGGUUCCAGACCACGCACUGUUGCUGUACUACUCUACAAACCGAGGAAUUAAGGAGCACCGCGACGUUGGAGCCAAUGAUGGUGAAGGAGAUGCACCUAUUGUGUCGUUUAACUUUGGCAAGUCUGUGGUAUAUCGGGUGCGAAUGAGCAAGGAAGAGGAAAAGACGGAUGUUCACCUGGACCCAGGUGAUGUGAUUCUCUUUGGUGGGCCUGCCCGCAUGAUAUACCAUUCUGUCAAGAUCUGCAGAGAUUCAUCCAGCCCUUACCCGAAAUUGUUGCCAGAUCGCAUGAACUUGACGCUACGAUAUGCCCCCAGCAUUCUGGGACGCGAGGAGGAGUUCCGUACCUUCAAACCGGCAGAUAUCUAUUGGAAGAAUAGGAAAGAAGUAAAGUAAAUACAUGUAUAUUACGUGACUGCCCGGUUUGAUUGUUCAUUUAUUUCGUCACGGCAACAACUUCCUCCUCUUCCGCAACGCAGCCCUGUUGGCCAGGCCGAUCUCCAACUCAUUUCCAAUGGAUACCAAGCCAGUGUCCAAGUUCGAUCUGGGGACAAGCAUCUCCUUUAGGAUUGAAGACAUGUCAACUCCUUCCUUUCUAGAUCUUUCCAAGCUGGUAAGAGCAAACCUCGAUUUCAUGGGGUCAGUUGUAGAUGUGGGGAUCCUGAAGAGGAGGGCGUCGAUGUCAACGAAGAAGCAGCCAAUAUUUACAAUGAGAGCUCAACUUUCUAGUGCUGUUGGAUGUCCGGGUUGCAAGACGGAAGACGACCCAUGAUGAUACGACUGCACCAAGUCUCCACCGAAGGCGUACGGAGCAUUUGACAGCUAUGCACACCAAACCGAAGGACCAAUCAGGUACUGGAAGCUACCAGCGGUGUUACCAGGCUGCAGCCGUGGCUGGAAGGAAAGAUAACUCUCAGUUCGUGUUUAGUCACUGGCAACCAAACAUCCCAAUUUGAAACAGAACUGCAGGCACGUGGCUACACUGCAGCGGGGCGAUCUGGAGAGCCGAUCAAAGCCUGCUUUCUUGCCCUUCAGACGCACAAAAUCGGAGCUCAACUCCGUAGCCAACUACUAGCUAGUAGUAGUGCUACCUGGUUACUGUACUGGUACCACAGUGUGUACUGGUACCGGAGCAGUGUGGUACCGUACUACUAGCUAGUACCGUAGUACCGUAGUACACCUACUACUACUCUGACUAAGACCAAAGAUGGGUUUUAAGGGUAGGGCUAAGCGCCAUGGCACUCCCACGUCUCAAGAAGUGCAGCU
This is a messenger RNA of Seminavis robusta, 1871 nucleotides long. NCBI's taxonomy places the organism in Eukaryota, Bacillariophyta, Bacillariophyceae, Naviculales, Naviculaceae. The record is from the annotation of a GenBank genome assembly.